Messenger RNA from Oncorhynchus mykiss (rainbow trout), 1858 nucleotides. The record is from RefSeq and is a predicted model, not a curated record. NCBI's taxonomy places the organism in Eukaryota, Metazoa, Chordata, Actinopteri, Salmoniformes, Salmonidae.
ACACACACACACACACACACAAUAUAUUAAACAGGUGAGAUUACCCAGUAUUUCUAUACCUUUAUUUUUCCCAAUCCUAGAUGAUACAGUAAUACACAUUACUAAAGAUCUUACUUUAAUAAUGUGUUAUUCAGUGCAUGUUCAGUGGUGGAAGAGACCCUCUGGAGUUGCUGCAGUGUGUCUGGGGCUGCUGUGUGUUCUAAUAAUCUUUGACAGUCAGUCUUUGUUGUCAAGUUACAUAUAAACACAACAUCAAAUGCUCAUGUUUGACUGUUACAUAUGAUAUUUAAUUUAUGUUAACAGUUAGCCUUUUUUCUUCACUUCCCCUCUAUGAUCUAUAUCUUCCUGGUAUGAGGGUGUCCUGUCCAUCAUCACAAAUAGCAAGUCCUGUUCCCUGAGCAGGAGGACUGUGUUGAGAUAUACUCUGGACAAGAUGACCAUGUAGAGACAUGACAUGGUUUAAAAUGUGCCGCAGAAAAUGCUUUCACAAUAACCACUGUAACAAUCUCUGACACAACUACGCACACAACUAAGCACACACAUUUUCAAACUUGUAAACAUUUUUGUGUUAGCAUAGCCACAACUUCCCGUGUAAUUUUGUUGAUACUUCCCUAGAGUUAACAGCUACAGCAGUGACACAGACAGAGACACACAGAUGACUCAGAGACAGAGACAUCACUAGAAGCAGAGACUUAACGUAUAGAGGUCUUACAGUUGACGUACGACGCCUCCUGGUGGCCAUGUUGGAAGACCACCACAUUAAUUCUAGAAGCAGAGACUUCAUGUAUAGUAGACCUACACAGAAAGAAAGACCCAGGCAUUGUUAAAGAUGUCAAAGGUCAUCUAUACUGAACCAGAUAUGAACAAGAAGGUCAAGUUUGACAGGUGAGAUGGAGGAGAGGAUUGUGGAUAUCUACGUCAGUGCAGACACCCUGAGAGACGGUGAGACCAUCACCAAGAGAGAAGAGACAGCAGACACUGCUCCAAAUAAUGGACCAGGAGACCAGCACUCAGAUAACAGAGCCAUCAAAGAUUCUGAGGAUAAAAGGAACAACUUGUCACAGAGUUGUUCCCUUUAUAAGACUAACGCAACUGCAGAGAGAGACCAGCUACAGACCAGAUACAACAACCUGACUGAAGAGAGAGACCAGCUACAGACCAGAUACAACAACCUGACUGAAGAGAAAGGCCAUAUUCAGCUAAAGCUUUUUGUGAUAGAGCAGCAUUGUCAGGAGGGAUGGAGAUACUUUGACUCCAGUUUGUACUUCCUGUCUACUGAGACCAAAACCUGGGAGAAGAGCAGACAGGACUGUCAGGGGAGAGGAGCAGACCUGGUGAUCAUAAACAGCAGAGAGGAACAGACAUUUCUCUUCAACCUCCACCUGAGAGCCUGGAUUGGUCUGACUGACUCUGUUACUGAGGGGAUCUGGAAGUGGGUGGACGGCACCCCACUGACCACAGGGUACUGGGGGAAAGGACAGCCUGAUGAUUAUGGGCAAGAGGACUGUGUUGAGAUAUACUAUGGACAAGAUGACCCUGUAAAGACAUGGAAUGAUGAAAAUUGUCACAAAUAUCAUGACUGGAUAUGUGAGAAAGUGGUAUAACAAUAACCCACAGUAACAAACACUCUCUCUCUGUGUCUCUCUCUCUGUGUCUCUCUAUCUCAAUUCAAUUCAAGGGCUUUAUUGGCAUGGGAAACAUGCUAACAUUGCCAAUGCAAGUGAGGUAGAUAAUAUACAGAAGUGAAAUAAACAAUAAAAAUGAACAGUAAACAUUACACUCACAGAGGUUCCAAAAGAAUAAAGACAUGUCAAAUGGCAUAUUAUGUAUAUAUACAGUGUUGUAACAAUGUGCAAAU